AUGGCUCUGAAGACUUGGGAGUCCACCUUCGCGCCUUCACUUGAUGCUUCACAGUGGCCGGAGUAUAAUGGCGAUGAAUAUGUGCCCGAUUGUGGGCUAUUGAAACAAAAGACAGGGAGGAGGAAGAGGAAACGUCUUCGAAAUGAGAUGGAUGAUAGCAGCAAAGGUUACGGUGAAGACAUGGCGAUGGCGCACCCCGACUACCCGCUCCUUGAGACGUUUUACGAUAGGGAGCACCGAGCGCACCUUAUGGUCGACGACGGCGAGGUGCUAUCACCACUUCGGAUUCACACUCACAGCCCUCUUAGGUGGGAUGAGAGGUAUGCCCCAUGCAUUGGGCGUGCAGGAUUCCUACCGUUGGCCCGGUUGGUCAUGACCGGGUUGCCGAUGUUCGACAACGCAGCUUUGACGGCGCUAGUCGACCGCUGGAGGUCCGAGAUACACACCUUCCAUCUCCCUUGCGGCGAGCUCAUGGUCACUCUCCAGGAUGUGGCCAUGAUACUCGGGCUUCCAGUGGACGGCCAGCCUGUUUGUGGGAAUGUGCAACCCGCAGGGUGGAGAGACAUGGUCGAGCUGAUUGUUGGCACGAGGCCACCAGAGCCUACGCAGGAAGCGAAGGAUAAGAAACCUUUAGGUGUCAGCUCCGCCUGGUUGGCUCAGAAUUUUACAGAAUGUCCUCACGAUGCAGUGGAGCACGUCGUCGAGAGGUACGCCCGCGCUUGGUUGUGGCUUCUUGUUGGAGGCUACUUGUUCCCAGACAGGACUGGGAACACAGUAUCGUGGAUGUACUUGCCGCUACUAGGAAAGGAAUGGGAGAACGUCGGCCUUUACAGUUGGGGAUCAGCCACGCUCGCAUUUUAUUUCGACUAA
Messenger RNA from Phragmites australis (common reed), 870 nucleotides. RefSeq names its product protein MAIN-LIKE 2-like. Lineage: Eukaryota; Viridiplantae; Streptophyta; Magnoliopsida; Poales; Poaceae. Gene Ontology annotation, biological process: meristem development; meristem maintenance. The transcript is spliced from 3 exons. The record is from RefSeq and is a predicted model, not a curated record. Bases 1 to 870 code for a protein of 289 amino acids.